GGAAAGAAGAUAAAGAAGGAGACACAAACAAGGAGCCAAAGAAGACCAUCAAAUUUAGAAAAACCAUAAUCAAACAUGAUGAAAAAACAUUGAAAGGGAAAGAAGCAAAAAAGAAAUCUCCUGACCUCGAAAAGGCAUCUAUAAUGAUCCAGGCCUGGUGGCGGGGCACGCUGGUGAGGAGGAUGUUGCUGCAUGCUGCCCUCAGUGCAUGGACCAUCCAGUGCUGGUGGAGGCAGAUAUGUACCAUGCAACUGGUGAAGCAGCGGUGGGAAGCCCUGGAGUUCUACAAGCGGCAAAUCUGGGCGACUGUGAGGCUGCAGUCCUGGGUCCGAAUGUGGCUCAUCCGCCAGCGAUACCGUAAUAUGCUCAGUGUUGUCCACACCAUCCAGGACCAUUGGUGUGGUCAUAUCUGUCAAUCUCAUGAUACUUUCCAGGGCAGCUAUGAGCUAAUAGGAGACCGCCUAGUACUUCAACUCGACAUCUUCCUAGGAUCCCAGGUUUGUCGCAUUACAGACUGCAUCCCCUUUCCAAUAAAGAACUGA
Cavia porcellus (domestic guinea pig) is the source of this 542-nucleotide messenger RNA. Its product is annotated as IQ domain-containing protein F5-like. The transcript is spliced from 3 exons. The record is from RefSeq and is a predicted model, not a curated record. NCBI's taxonomy places the organism in Eukaryota, Metazoa, Chordata, Mammalia, Rodentia, Caviidae. Gene Ontology annotation, molecular function: calmodulin binding. Bases 144 to 542 code for a protein of 132 amino acids.